Dendrobium catenatum is the source of this 315-nucleotide messenger RNA. RefSeq names its product syntaxin-123-like. Gene Ontology annotation, cellular component: membrane. The annotation marks the transcript as partial. The record is from RefSeq and is a predicted model, not a curated record. Gene Ontology annotation, biological process: vesicle-mediated transport. The transcript has a single exon. Lineage: Eukaryota; Viridiplantae; Streptophyta; Magnoliopsida; Asparagales; Orchidaceae.
GGGCUGGUAGAGAAAGAAAUGGCGUAUAUUCGCGAGCUUCUUGCUCUUCUCAAGGCCGCCAACGAGGAGAGUAAAUCAGCCCACAAGCAAGAUGUCUCGCGUGCCGUGCGCGACCGCAUCAACAGCCACAUCUUGGAUGUUCUCAAAACCGCCCGACGUAUCCGCGAGCGCCUCGAAGCAAUGGACCGCUCCAAUGCCGCCAAUCGCCGUCUCUCCGACUGCCGCGAGGGAUCAGCCAUCGAUCGGACCCGAACUUUGGCGACCAAUGGGCUCCGAAAGAAGCUCAGGGAGCUAAUGACCGAUUUUCAGACAAUA